Ogataea philodendri is the source of this 771-nucleotide messenger RNA. RefSeq lists its product as uncharacterized. Bases 1 to 771 code for a protein of 256 amino acids. Gene Ontology annotation, biological process: glycolytic process. The record is from RefSeq and is a predicted model, not a curated record. Gene Ontology annotation, molecular function: intramolecular phosphotransferase activity. NCBI's taxonomy places the organism in Eukaryota, Fungi, Ascomycota, Pichiomycetes, Pichiales, Pichiaceae. The transcript has a single exon.
AUGACAGGCACCCUAAUUUUGGUCCGCCAUGGACAAUCGCUCUGGAACAAGGACAACUUGUUCUGUGGAUGGGUGGACAUCAAGCUGAGCGAGACCGGGCGUGAGCAGGCGCGGCACUCGUCGCGGCUGAUUUCUGAGUCCGGAUACGUGCAACCCGACGUCUGUUUCACGUCGAGACUGUCGCGGGCCAUCGAGACGGCCAACAUCAUCUUGGAGGAGAUGGAUGUUCAAUAUGUGGACGUUUUCAAGACCUGGCGGCUCAACGAGAGACAUUACGGUAAGCUUCAGGGAGAAUCCAAGGGCCAUAUAUUAGAGACUUACGGGGAGGAAAAGUACCAGUUUUGGCGGCGUGCGUACGACGGGUGUCCUCCGUUAUCUGAGAAGGGCGAUAAAUACUACUCGAUCGACGACAGAAGGUAUUUGGACACUCCAGAGUCCGAGCUACCACGCGGAGAGUCUUUACGCAUGACACUUCAGAGAUUGCUCCCAUUCUACACCAGCGAGGUUGACCCACGUUUGAAGAAGGACCAAACCGUUCUCAUUGUCACGCACGGCUCGAUUGUUCGUGCGUUGGUGAAAUAUUUAUACGAGAUCAGUGACGAAGCUAUCAGCAAGGUGAACAUCCCGAACGGGAUCCCGAUCGCCAUCAAGCUCGACGCCGAUCUGAAACCCCUAACAAGCGAGUUUGAGUACUUGGACCCGGAAAGAGCCAAAAUCGAGGCCGCCAAGGUCGCUCGCCAAGGAUAUGAAACAAACUCAAACACUAAAUAA